CCGGCGUUUGUGCGGCGCGGCCCGGGCGCAGCUCCUCGCCGCCGGGCCUUAGCGGUGCACGGGAGGGGGCCGGGCGCCCUCCGCACGUGCCGCGGCAGACACGCGCACCAGCAGCCCAGCGGGCAGGGCUGCGGCGUAUCAGGUUGCAAAGCCCUCUUCCCUCCCCUCGCCGCUCUCCGCGCGUUGACGUGCGAGAGGCGGCGGUGGGGCUUCGCGAGCGAAGAUGGCAGCGCUGGCCGAGCCUCUGGGGCUGGAGAGGGAUGUGGCGCGGGCGGUUGAAUUGCUGGAGCGGCUGCAGCGCAGCGGGGAGGUGCCCCCUCAGAAACUCCAAGCCCUUCAGAGGGUGUUGCAGAGCAAAUUCUGCUCGGCCAUCAGGGAGGUGUAUGAGCAGUUGUACGACACGCUGGAUAUCACGGGGAGUGCUGAAAUUCGGGCGCACGCCACGGCUAAGGCGACGGUGGCUGCUUUCGCAGCGAGUGAAGGCCAUGCGCAUCCACGGGUGGUGGAACUGCCCAAGACAGACGAAGGCCUGGGCUUCAACAUCAUGGGGGGCAAGGAGCAGAACUCUCCCAUCUACAUCUCCCGGAUCAUCCCAGGGGGCGUGGCUGACCGCCACGGUGGCCUCAAGCGAGGAGAUCAGUUGCUGUCGGUCAAUGGCGUGAGCGUGGAGGGCGAGCAACACGAACGGGCGGUGGAGCUCCUGAAAGCAGCGCAGGGUACCGUGAAGCUGGUUGUGCGCUACACGCCCAAAGUACUCGAAGAAAUGGAGGCGCGCUUUGAGAAGAUGCGGACGGCGCGGCGCCGGCAGCAGCAUAACAGCUACUCAUCCCUGGAGUCCCGAGGAUAAUUCGCAUCAUUAUCUAUCUGGUUUGUUUGGGCUGGCCUGCGAUUUCCCCCCACCCCCACCCCACCGCACCCUCCCUGAUGGUUUUAUCUGUAUAGCAGGAGACAUAUUUAUCUGCCUUCCUCCUCUUUGCCAGGAGGUGGGCUCCUAUGUACAGUAUUUAUUCUCCACAAUCCUCUUAUUUAAAGGUGUUCCCUGUGAGUGACUGUG
Molecule: messenger RNA, 1054 nt
Organism: Lacerta agilis (Sand lizard)
Lineage: Eukaryota; Metazoa; Chordata; Lepidosauria; Squamata; Lacertidae
Gene: LIN7B
Product: lin-7 homolog B, crumbs cell polarity complex component
Exons: 6
Coding region: 224-847 (207 amino acids)
Biological process (GO): protein localization to basolateral plasma membrane; neurotransmitter secretion; maintenance of epithelial cell apical/basal polarity
Cellular component (GO): MPP7-DLG1-LIN7 complex; synapse; basolateral plasma membrane
Molecular function (GO): L27 domain binding
Source: RefSeq, a predicted model, not a curated record